Paramecium sonneborni is the source of this 1380-nucleotide messenger RNA. The record is from the annotation of a GenBank genome assembly. NCBI's taxonomy places the organism in Eukaryota, Ciliophora, Oligohymenophorea, Peniculida, Parameciidae.
AUUAACAUGGAUUUAAUAGAUUUAGGCAAAUUAAGUCGAAAUAACAUAGAAGAUUACAUAUAAGAAGCUUUCAGGCCUUAAUCUUAAGUCAACAUGACCUUAUGUAUUAAAAUUACCUAUCAAAGUAUAUAAAUACAAAUAAUAAUGAUAGUCAAUUAAUCCAAACCUAAUAUGCCAAAUAAUCAAUUUAUUAUGCCCAAUAAUUAAUUUAAUAUACCCAAUAAUCAAUUUAAUACACCCACUAAUAAAAAUACUCCCACUAAUUCUUUUUAUAGAUUAAAUAGUUACUCUAAUUAAACAUUUGACUUCUUUAUUAAUACAACUCUAAUCCAACCUGAUAUCAAAUUAUAAAAAUUACAAAAGUAAUAAAAUUUUUAGAGCUAAUAUCAUCAUGUGAUUCCAUAAUGUGAGGAUUUUUAUAUAAAUGGCUAAAACCCUUAAAAUUUAUUUAAACUGUUUUUGAAUUUCAUUUAUACUGGAAAAAUUAAUUAUAAAAUUAAAGAAGAUUAUUUACCCUUGCUCAAACUAGCAAUCUAUUUUUAAUGCGAUAUUUUAAUAGAUUGUUUAAUAAAAUAAGUAAAACACGAAGCAAUAGUAAGAAACUAUUUUUUAACCUUCAUAAUUGAUAUUUUCUAAGAUCAUAGUUAUUUUUAAGUUCUUCUCUCUAAUUAGAAUAAAAAUGCUAUAAAUUUUUUCGAGAAAAUGAUUCUUGAAAAUGCUCCUAUUAUUUUAAGUCAUACAUAAUGGCAUAAUUAUAAUAGAAAAGAAGCCUAAGAAAAAAUUUAAAUAGGUAUCUUUGUUUAUAAUAUUGUAGCAUUUAAGUAAGUUUCAAUUAAAUUAUUUAAAGAAAUUGCCAAAGUCUUUGUUAAAUUUGAUUAAAAAAAUGUUAUUUAUUUAACUUAAUUUCUAUAUUUUGUUGAAUAGUAUUCUAAUCCUUAGGUAGAUUUAAUGGAAGACAUAUAUUUAGGAAUAGUAUUAUAAUUUGUAGAUGAAAUGUUUGUUAUAAAAAACAGUUAAUGGCUCACCAAUAAAUGCUAAAAGAUAUUUGAGCACGCAAUAAAAAAAAUAGAAAAUCAACCUUAUCAUAUGAUGCACUCAAAAACAUGCGAUUUAGUGUAUAUAUAUUAAAUUUAUUUCAGAAAUAAAUCUUUUCAAGCUACUUGUUCACAUCAAAUUUGUCUGAAUUGUUUUUAUUAAUAUUUACUUUAUCGUUCGAAAUUUAAAUAAUAAAAUUAGAAUAAUCCACAAAAAAUUAGAUGUUUUAGAAGAUUCAUUGAUGUAGAUUAAUGUAAUGGCUGUUUUGAAGAUUCAGAUUUCUUAUAAUUAAAAGAAUAUUAAGUUUAAGAUCUUUUAAACCUUUACCUUUAGGAAAAAAUUUGA